This is a messenger RNA of Haliotis rubra (blacklip abalone), 3517 nucleotides long. RefSeq names its product aminoacylase-1-like. Gene Ontology annotation, molecular function: aminoacylase activity. The record is from RefSeq and is a predicted model, not a curated record. The transcript has 16 exons. The coding region runs from base 79 to 1266 and encodes 395 amino acids. Gene Ontology annotation, cellular component: cytoplasm. Lineage: Eukaryota; Metazoa; Mollusca; Gastropoda; Lepetellida; Haliotidae. Gene Ontology annotation, biological process: amino acid metabolic process.
CAGGGGAGGUAAGUCAAUACAGAUCAUUAAACAGUAAGCGGCAUUGUCCCAGUUUAACAGACACAAAAACCAACAGAGAUGGAGAAUCCAGCAGUGACAGUUUUCAGAAAUUACCUGAGGAUAAAGUCUGUGCAGCCAGAUGUUGAUUACAGUGAGACAACAGCUUUUCUGUCAGAUCUAGCAAAGGAUAUUGGCCUGGAAUGCAAAGUUGUAGAGGUUCUGCCAGGCAAGCCGUUUGUGGUGAUGACAUGGAGGGGGACGGAGCCCAGUCUGAAGGCCCUGAUGCUUCACUCCCACGUGGACGUGGUGCCGGUCUUCCCUGAGCACUGGAAAGUUGAUCCAUUCAGCGCUGAAAAGACAGACAGUGGUGAUAUAAUAGCAAGAGGGUCACAGGAUAUGAAAUGUGUUGCCAUUCAGUACCUGGAGGCUAUCCGACGUCUGAAGGCCGAGGGGAAACAGUGUCUGAGAGACAUUCACCUCACAUUCUCUUCAGAUGAAGAGAUAGGAAGUAAACCAAUGUCUGCUUUUGUGAAACAUGAAGAAUUCAAAAAGCUGAAUGUUGGAUAUGCUUUGGAUGAAGGGAUUGCCAAUCCUGGCAGUGAAUUCCGUGUGUUCUAUGGCGAGCGUUCCUUGUGGUGGGUCCAGGUGACCUGCAAGGGGGCCCCAGGUCAUGGGUCAGGGUUCAUACAAAACUCUGCUGCUGCCAAAGUGCGUAAAGUGAUGAACAGUUUUCUCCAGUUUCGUGACGAUGAAGAAAACAGAUUAAAAUCCACCCCUAAUCUGAGUCAUGGGGAUGUGACCACUGUCAAUAUGACAAUACUGAAGGGAGGAAUCCAGUUUAAUGUUGUGCCGACAGAAUUUGGUUUAUCAUUCGACAUACGUAUUCCACCGACUGUGGAUGUCGUCAAGUUUGAGAAUCAGAUUAAGACAUGGUGUGAGGAGGCAGGCGAAGACGUCACAUACGAGUUUGUUAUUAAAGACACCAGUUCUCACACAGUUCCCAUCACAAAGGACGAUCCCUGGUGGAACGCCUUCAGCUCCACUCUGGAGAAACUGGGAGUGGAGUACAAAACUGAGAUCUUCCCUGCAGGUACAGACAGCCGGUUUACGAGAGAGUGUGGCAUUCCAGCCCUAGGGUUCUCCCCGAUGAACCACACCCCCAUCCUACUGCACGACCACAACGAGUUCCUCAGCGAGAAGAUCUUCCUGAGAGGCAUUGAUAUCUACUACGAGAUCAUUCCCGCCCUCGCCAAUGUCACAGCCUAGAAGGGGUACUCUCUGCAGGAUUGUGACCAUGCCAUGCUGUCAGACUGGUUCAGUGUCAUCAGUGGUAUUUAGUCAUGAUAAGGAAGAGCUACAAAUGGUUAUAUCGUAUGACCCAUAUGUCAGCGAUAUACUUAAAUAGUAUGAACUAGUCAGAUAAUAUUCAGAUAUAUUCAGGUAAAUGUUUGUUUUGUUCAUAUUCACUUUUACUGGAAGAGCCGGAACGAGAACAAUUAUCUUGGUUGUGAUUGAAUAACAAGACCUUUGUUUGGUUGCUUGCUAUUCAGAUAAGAUUGUUAUAAAUUAUUUUAUAUGCUUCAUCUAUAGUUAGAUUUCAGCUGGUUAAAUUUUGUUUCUUAUGAAGAAAUGUAUAUUAAAUGAACUACUACUUUCUUUUUUUUCCUUCAGUUUGAAAAUGAUUGUUUUUGAAGACUUGAUUUCAGAAAAGAACAAAGUGCCUCUUGAUGUGUGAAGAAAAUACUGAUAUACUUUCAUUGACCUGAAAUUCACAUGAUCAAUGUGGUACAAAACGGGUAAGAGAUCUAUGUCAAAUUAUUGUAUAUCAAAAAACUAAACCUAGUCAAGCAAAAAUAUUUUUCUUUUGUAGAAAAUGUAGAUAUUUAUAUACUUGUUAAGGGUAGAAUGUAGUGGUAACUAUAUUAUAUAAUUUAAGAUUGGAAAGUGAUGUUAUGUUGUGAUGGUGCUUUUGGGAUCAGUUUGCGAAAUAGUUUCCAAAUUUUGCUAGUCAGUUGAGGUAGCUAUGCCUGAAAGUUACUAGCCCACAAAAUAAUUCACUAGGCCAAAAUUUGAAUGUAGACAAGGGUUUCAUCAUUUAGCUGCUAAUAUGAUGAACAUUUUUUUAUCAGGCCAUACUCUUGCAUGAUUUAAAAGUGUAUUAUAACUUAACAAGUCGACUGAUAUAUUUUCUAAAUGACCCCAUGAAAAUACACUAGCCAUGGCUAGUGACUGUGGAUAUUUACUGGCCUGACUGGAUUUUUACUAGCCACGGGCUAGUGGGCCAGUGGCUAUUUCACACACUGUUUGGGAUGUGAGUGAGUUAUGUUUUAAUGCCACUUUUAACAGUAUUUCAGUUAUAUCACAGCAUGUCAGCUAACUGUAGGAGGACCUUCAUUUCAAGUUAGUGAGUUUAGUUUUAUGCUGCUUUUAGCAAUAUUCCAGCAAUAUCACGGCAGUGGACACUAGAAAUGGGCUUCACAUAUUAUACCCAUGUGGGGAAUCGAACCUGUGUCUUCAGCGUGACAAGUGAACGCUUUAACCACUAGGCUACCCCACCGCCCAUCUUUGGUUUCAAUCCCAGUUCAUCUUGAUUAUAUUAAAAGGUUUGUGCCAAAGUGUUAAAUGUCCUAGACCUACAUCGCUUCUUACUUCAGGCUUCCCUCCUGCAUGGAACAAAUUGCUGUGAUGUAGCUGGAAUUUUUUUUUUUUUUUUUAAAUCUUUUUAUUCAUUCCAGAUAGGUAUACAAAGACAGGGAGUACACGACUCCAUGUUAGGGCUGGUUACAUAUUGGCAACAAAGAGUUACAAAUUUUCUAAGUAAGAAAAUAUGGAUACUAGUAUAGAAAGUCAGGGAGUGCACGACUCCAGCAGCAAACUUCAUGGGUUACAGGCAUGCUCGAGCUAGUUAUACAUUGGCAGCAAGGAGUUACUAAUUUCAAAGUGUAAAAAUGUAGGUACACAAAGUCAGGGGGUGUACCACUCCAGCAACAGACUCCAUGGGUUACAGGCAUGUUUGAGCUGGUUAUAUAUCAGCAACAAAGAGUUACUAAUUUCGAAGUGUGGUGCCAUGUCAUUUUCUAUGUCAAUAACACAAUGCAUUGUUUGACAAUAAUAUUUGGCAAAGUUCAAUCAUGCAAGGUAUUAUGUUCUUAAAUCAUAUCAAGAACUGUGUAUUUAGAGUAGUCUGUCUCUCAGAUCCUAGAGAAUAACUUGAUUACAUGGCAGGCCAGGUGAUUUUGCAAGUCUUGAUGUCUCAGAUUUUGUCUGUUUUCAGAAGUCUAUAUUAUGUAUAUUUUUUGUCUUUAUUCAGAUUGAAAUGUUUUAAUGAGAAUAUGCAUGUUUAUUUUCAACUAAAGUGUUUAACUCAGUUUCUGGUUCAUUUGAAGCAAAGGAUGAACCACGAAUCCGUUGGUAUAUGACCAGAUGGUGGCCACAUGAAUACGUGCAAACACCUAGUUGCGGGUACAGCAACGUGCAGUGAACUUGGACAAAGUUCUGUGACUAUGUGUCCCAGUCC